AUGGAUAUUAUGAAGCCAUUUUUCUUGUUCCUCUCAAUUCUAACCUUUGUGCAGUCUGUUCAUAAGGCAGCUUCAAAUUCAUCGCCCCUUGAAAACUUUCUCCAGUGUCUUUCAAACCAUUCCCUUCCUUCAAAUCCUACAUCUAAUGCCAUUUACACUCCAAACAACUCCUCCUUCUUAUCUAUCUUGCAUAUGCAUACAUAUAAUCACAGAUUUUCUGCACCAUCAGCACCAAAACCUCUGGCUAUUGUAACUGCUCUGCAUGAGUCUCAUGUUCAGGGCACUGUUACAUGUGCCAAGUAUAAUGGCUUGCAGAUUAGAAUCCGAAGUGGUGGCCAUGAUACUGAAGGGCUUUCAUAUGUAUCAGACGUGCCUUUUAUUAUACUUGACAUGUUUAAUCUCAAUUCAGUUGAUGUGGACAUAGCAAAUGGGACAACAUGGGUUCAAGCUGGAGCAACACUUGGUAAGGUUUACUAUAACAUUGCAGAGAAAAGCAAAGUCCAUGGUUUCCCAGCUGGGGUAUGCUCCACUUUGGGAUCUGGUGGUCACUUUUCUGGUGGUGGCUAUGGAAAUCUGAUGAGAAAAUAUGGUCUUUCUGUGGAUAAUAUCAUUGAUGCACAAUUAGUUGAUGUCAAUGGUAAAAUCCUUGAUAGAAAGUCAAUGGGAGAAGAUCUAUUUUGGGCUAUAAGAGGAGGUGGGGGGGCCAGUUUUGGUGUCAUUCUUUCAUGGAAGAUCAAAUUGGUUCAAGUAACUCCAAUGGUGACCGUAUUCAAAGUGAAAAAAACUGUGGAAGAAGGUGCUACGGAUGUUGUUUACAAAUGGCAACUAAUUGCAACAGAACUACCUGAAGAUCUUUACAUAAGAGCUAUGCCUGAAGUAGUCAAUGGUACUCAAAGUGGUAAAAAGACCGUACAAGUCACUUUUAUUGGCUUAUUUUUGGGACAAAGUGAUAAACUUUUGCCUUUGUUAAAUGAGAGUUUCCCUGAACUGGGUUUGCUUCAAAGUGAUUGCAUUGAAAUGCCAUGGGUCAAUUCCACUCUUUAUUGGUACAGUUUCCCAAUUGGAACCCCCAUUGAAGCUUUGCUUGAUGUCCCCAAAGAGCCAACUUCGAACAACUUCAAAACCAUGUCAGACUAUGUGAAAAAGCUCAUUCCAAAGACUGCUUUAGCAUCCAUAUGGGACUUUAUGAUUAGAAGUGAGAGUGUACGAAUGGAAUGGAAUCCUUAUGGAGGAAAGAUGCAUGAGAUUUCACCAUCAGAAACUCCAUUCCCUCACAGAGCUGGGAACUUGUUCUUGAUUGAGUACUUGACUUCUUGGGGGGAAGAUGGGGUUGAGGCAAAGAGUCAUUACUUGAACAUUUCAAGUGCAUUCUAUCAAUUUAUGACCCCAUAUGUUUCAAACUCUCCAAGGGAGGCAUUCCUCAAUUAUAGGGAUCUUAAUAUAGGUGCCAAUCUUCCAAGUAAUGCAACGAGCAUGGACAUCGCUCGAAUUUAUGGGAGCAAGUAUUUCCGAGGUAAUUUCGAAAGAUUAAUGAGUGUGAAAUUCAAGGUUGAUCCUGAGAACUUCUUCAGAAAUGAACAGAGUAUACCGUGUAAAAAAAUUUGUUGUGUCAUAUUAAAUGACAAAUGCAAAUCCCAUAUAUAA
Gastrolobium bilobum is the source of this 1644-nucleotide messenger RNA. Its product is annotated as berberine bridge enzyme-like 4. Bases 1 to 1644 code for a protein of 547 amino acids. Gene Ontology annotation, molecular function: FAD binding; oxidoreductase activity. NCBI's taxonomy places the organism in Eukaryota, Viridiplantae, Streptophyta, Magnoliopsida, Fabales, Fabaceae. The transcript is spliced from 2 exons. The record is from RefSeq and is a predicted model, not a curated record.